Botrytis cinerea B05.10 is the source of this 2195-nucleotide messenger RNA. RefSeq lists its product as hypothetical. The transcript has 3 exons. The record is from RefSeq and is a predicted model, not a curated record. The coding region runs from base 1142 to 1936 and encodes 264 amino acids. NCBI's taxonomy places the organism in Eukaryota, Fungi, Ascomycota, Leotiomycetes, Helotiales, Sclerotiniaceae.
GAUCUAUAUCAAGAAGAAAAAAAAGGGACUUUAAAACAUCUUAAUCUGUUAUAUCUGGUCACCACCCCUUCUUUCUCUUUUAUACGGAUUUAAAUUGAUCAAAAGAACUUUCGAAAAUCUUUCACUGGACUUAUGAUCAUCUCUCAUAUGGGGUGACAGUAUCGAAAGGACAACCCCAACAACUUCAUUAUUGAGUUUCGCGAUUACUCAAUCAAUAUGAUUCUUGGGAUCCUACUCUGCGCUUUAGUCAUUUGUGGUGCCAAUUCAAGCUUGACCACCGACACCGAUCUCUUUGAAAUUAUAUUUCCAAGUUUGAAUCAAGCCAACACUGAAGAUCUCGCAGAAGGUCUCAAGUAUAUAGAGUUCACCAGUGUCGACUUUAUCAACGCAAGAUAUCUUAGCACCCGUUUAUAAGCUUAGAACCUACCCUAAUUUAGUUCAAUAGGCAUAUAUAGCCCGAAUCAUUGAUGUCGAUGAUGUUUUGAAUGCAGUGGUCGAAAUCAAUCCUGAUGCUACACUUAUCGCCUCUAUGCUCGACGAUGAGCGAUCAGUGGGUAUGAUUCGCUGGUGAGUUCUGAGAUUGAAUAAACAUGGCAUCUUUACGCUGAAAAUUUAGUCCUUUGCAUGGAAUUCCUAUUUUGAUGAAAGAUGUAGUAUGCUAUGUCUCUAAGUUCCAAGGGCCUUGCAGCACAAGCCCUUUCUUCAUCUCAAAUGCACCAAAUUCUCCUUCAAUUCGUCUUCUGUUUGUCAUUGUGCGAGUUCUACACUGAUUAGCUGUGUGCAGUAUCUUCCAUAGAUCGCCACAAACGAUAAAAUGAACAAUGCUGCUGGACCAUAAGCACUAGUUGGGGCCACAUUGCCUGCAGAUUCAACCAUCGCAAGAAAGCUUCGAGAAUCUGGGGCCAUUAUCCUAUGAAAGACGAAUCCCAGCCAAUGGAGCCAUUUCAGAUCAUUCAACAUCAGUAACGGCUGGCCAGCCCGUGGCGGACAAAUUUAUGGACCGUAUUUUUCCCGGCAAGAUCCCUCUGGUAGUUCGAGUGGUAGCGCGGUGGCAGCGAUACUGGGAUUGGCAACUGUUUGCUUGGGUGCGGAAACUAGUGGUUCAACCAUAGCACCUGCUCAUUACAACAAAAUUGUUGCUAUGAAGCCAACUGUAGGAUUGACAUCACGCCAUCUUGUAGUCCCAGCUAGCGAGCACAUGGAUACGAUUGGCCCGAUGAAAAAGAGUGUCAAAGAUGCCGCUUAUGUUCUUCAGAGUAUCGUAGAUGUUGAUCCUUUCGAUAACUAUACCUUUGGGAUUCCGUAUGGAGCCGGCCUGGACUUUGUCAGUGCGUGCGAUUUUUCGGCUCUCAAAGGUGCUCGAUUGGGCAUUCCUCGAAAUGUGAUUUCAAGCAUGUCAAAUAACAGUACGGGAUCAAUGCUUGAAGCUUUCAAUAAAUCUUUGGCGAUUCUACGAUCAGCUGGCGCUAUCAUUAUCGAGAAUACCGAUUUCCCAUCUGCACAAGAAUCCAGGAAUAAUGGUUUACUGACCGUCCAAGUUGUAGCAGCUGAUUCUGUUGUGGCACUGAAGAAAUACCUAAGUUUACUAGCAUACAACUCGCGCAAUAUAACAGACUUAGAAGGUCUACGCGCAUGGACCCAGUCCAGUUCAUUAGAGGACUGUCCAAACAAACCUACUGAUAUUUGGGAUGUGGUAUUGGAGAAUCGAAACAAUACCGAUUAUAAGUUCUGGCGUGCUUAUCAACGAGCCCUAUACCGUGGAAAAGAAGGAGGUUUGCUCGGAUUAAUUAAGCGAUAUAAACUCGAUGAUGUUAUUUUACCGUCUCUGUUCUCUUCGAACUGGGCUGCUGUUGUUGACGCGCCCAUCACAUCGGUUCCGAUGGGAGCAAUACCAUCUGAUCAGCCUAUAGUAUCUGCGGGGCCUAAUAUUCCGUAAGCUGAUUGAUUCGGGGAGCGCAGCCAAUUACUGACAACAAGCCUAUAUUUAACUUCAGCUUCUUAGGAGCAAGAUUUACGGAUGCAAAACUCAUUGGGUUAGCAUAUGCCUUUGAGCAAAGAACAAUUAAAAAGAAAACGGUACAUCCGUAUAUUAAGCCGAGAACCGAUCUUCGAGAUGCGGUUAGGAUACGUUACUAGUAGAGAGGAUUCUGGUAGAGGUUCGUGAUCAAUUUCAAGUGAGGCGUAUGAUUUCCGGA